Molecule: messenger RNA, 1180 nt
Organism: Stereum hirsutum FP-91666 SS1
Lineage: Eukaryota; Fungi; Basidiomycota; Agaricomycetes; Russulales; Stereaceae
Exons: 3
Coding region: 115-903 (262 amino acids)
Biological process (GO): transcription by RNA polymerase III
Cellular component (GO): transcription factor TFIIIC complex
Source: RefSeq, a predicted model, not a curated record
UCUUUCUUCAAUUCUUGAGUUGACUGAUUGUCGCCACCCUCCUCGAAGCUGUAGACGAAAACCUGGAUAACCUUUCGAACAUACUUCCAAGUACAAUAUCUGCUUUGGGCCAUCAUGUCGUCGAACAUGCUUUGUCCCGGCUAUACUCAGGUUUCGUCUUUUGCCCCAGACGAUGAGUAUGAACGUGGCGAAGACGGUGCCGUCGAAGAGGAAGUCUCUUACGUGACCUUGGAUCUAGGCAGUGUAGAACCAACCCUCGUUCCGAGCAGCUCAAAUUAUCGUCUCAUUGGCCUCGACAGCCCUGCUCCCUUUCUCCAGCUUUCUGGCACGGUUUUCAAGGGAAGACAUCAGAAGCUGUUGGGAACGGAGCUGCUGUUUGCGGAGGACAAGGAUGAGCAUGAUCCUAGCAAGAAAACGAUCGUUCAUUUUACGAAUACAGAACAACGCAUUCAGUUCCACGAAGUCGACUUGAAGCCACGUCCAGUCAAGGCAACGGCUUCGACACCUUCUGCUUCGACUUCGCAAGUCCCAUCCAACCCUGAACAGGCCGCCCUACCUCCAGACAUUGCUCAGGGAGCUGUUGCUCCACUUGUAUCCCUGGAUAGCUUAACGGGGACUCCAGAGAUCACACACGUACAAGAUCCAGCUUCUGACGGUGAGGCGACUGCGAUUGAGAGUCAUGAGCCAAAAGAGAGGGGGAGAGGUAGGAAACCUCGUGGUGCCGGGCGCGGACGUGGUCGAGGUGGAGGUCGAGGACGUAGACGGGGACGGGGGGCUUCUACCGCGGACGAACACGACCGAGCUCUCAGUGAAUCAGAAAAUGCUGGACAGGUCACAAUUGGCGCCCCAGAAGAUGUUGACGGAGCGGGUCCUGCCGUGGAAAUGGACACGGGAAGUGGGUGACAGGGUGAGCUGUUCUUGCCCCAUUGAUUCCCUGACAAUGAUGCCAACCUCAGGAUGCGGCGAAGAGCUCUUGUUCUUUAUUUCUUCUCUUUGCUCCGAAUAUCACCUUGCUUCUGCGGCGAAGCAAUAUAUCCAUUUUCUCGUGGGGCUCCGAUGUUCCGGGAAAGUCCGCCUGAGAAGACACGAUAAUCGGUAGGGUUUCAUGCCAAGUUACACCAUGCAUGGUCCAGAUGUGUGCAACCCUCCACAUCGAGUACUGGGGCAUGCUUGGGAUGCU